This is a messenger RNA of Nerophis lumbriciformis (worm pipefish), 1953 nucleotides long. The record is from RefSeq and is a predicted model, not a curated record. Lineage: Eukaryota; Metazoa; Chordata; Actinopteri; Syngnathiformes; Syngnathidae.
AUGGCAUUGAAGCUGGUCCAGAGACUUUCACUGGGGAUUCGACCCGGCACCGUCUCAUGUGCGGCCCAGCCCGUUUGCGUGGCCUGCGUCUGCACCUCAACGGGGCGCUGCAUUCUGACGGGAGGUUGUCGCCGGCUCCGAUUGUCCAGGAGUUCAGGAAGCCUGACCUCCGUGGUCCGAGAGCCCUCUUUCGUGGGUCCGCGUGGGGAGUCGGUCCCUCGGUUCCGCCUGACCCAGCAGCACGGACCCGUGGCCGAAGAAGAGGAGCGGCAUUUCCGAAGCCGUUUGAGUUCCUGUUUGUCUUCCGCCAAGGUCUUCAAGCUCCUGCGCUCGACGUCGAUGGUGUCCGAAGACGUGGCGGUGGCCGUCCUCCACCGCGUGUCUGACCUGGAACGGGAUGAAGAGAACCGCUCCCUGCGCGAUCCGUCAGUGCUGGACGAUGACGCCAUCCGAGUUCUGUGCCUGCAACUGGAACGGGACUCAGGCCUUUUGUCCGAUUCCGCUCUGGUGUCAGCUCUUCUAGCCUGCACACGUCUCUACUUGGACCCGUGGAGCACCUUGAUGGUUCGUCUGAUCUCUGAAAGCCAAAAGAGGCUGGACAGUAGCGGGCUGAGUGUGGACCAGCUGUGCAUCCUGGGCCAGGCCAUGCUGGCCAUUGAGGGCCCCGAGGGAGCCGUCUUAGAGGAGGUGAUGACGCAAAUCCAGAAUGUCAAACCUUCACGGUGGAGUUUAGAUGAACUGUCGUCAGUUUACCGGCUCCUACAAACCGGCGUGGCUCACGGUGGAAAAUACCGGGACCUCUUAAAUGCAAUGCACAGCCACGCCGUGACAGUCACGUCUUCCAUGGACGAGGCGGCUGUCAGCGGGCUCCUUGGCGCCUUGGUGGAUCUCAACCAGACACAGGUCGUGCCGCUGGUGAUCCAGCUGUGCAAACGUGCCGUCCGACAUGUGCCUCGCUUCACCGACGAGCAGCUGGCCACCGUCCUGGCCGCCCUCAUGCACUUCGGCCACAGCGACCGCUACCUGGUGGAGGCGGUGGAGCGGCGCGUGACGACCACCGCCUUUACGUGCCAUGCGGAAAUGCUCACCAAAGCCACACAGUUUUUGGGCCGCAGGAACAUCCUGUCGCCACCAGUGCUGGACGCAGUCGCUGAAAGUUUCGUGUACCGUGCCGACACCUACAGCACCGGGCAGGUGGCACGGCAGAUCGCCCCCUUCGGGAAGUUGGCGUACUUGCCGCCCAACGCUGGUGAACUCUUCCGGAAGAUCGAGGGCAUCCUGAGUACACGCUUCUCGCAGUUUCAGCCUCACACGCUGCUGGAUUUGCUGCACUCCUGCAUCUUGGUGGAGAGGUUCCCUGUCAACUUUGUCUCUAAGGUGUUCAGAAACUUCUUCCUCCAGCAGCUACAAGAGGAAGCCACUGUGAAUGACCGCUUCAUCCUAGCGCAGUUGACUCAGCUCUACAUGACGAUCAAAUUGGAGUGUCCCUUUUAUGAGGGCCCCCAGCUGCCCCCCAAGUAUCGUGUCAAGUCCUUCCUGAUCCCGGGACGAUCCCUGGAGACACCGGUGGACCAGCAACUGUACAACUCCGUAAAAUCAGGCCUGGUGGACCUGCUUGGCGCUCGCUCCUAUUUCAGCUCCAAAGUCUUGACGCCGUACUGCUACACGUUGGAUGUAGAGAUUAAGUUGGAUGAAGAAGGAUACGUUUUGCCCGCAAGCCAUGAUGAUGUUUUCAAAAGGAUAGCAUUGUGCAUCGACGGGCAGAGUAGGUUCACUAUCAACGACAGACGGCUUCUCGGCAGCGAGGGCAUCAAACAGCGGCACCUCAAGCGGCUGGGAUACGAAGUGGUUCAGAUACCCUUCUCCGAAUUUAACAAACUGCACAGCAAGGACAGCGUCAUGAAUUACCUGCACCAGAAAAUCUUCCCUCACAGCUACAGACUGAACUGGUGA